Messenger RNA from Cyanidioschyzon merolae strain 10D, 915 nucleotides. RefSeq lists its product as hypothetical. Lineage: Eukaryota; Rhodophyta; Bangiophyceae; Cyanidiales; Cyanidiaceae. The transcript has a single exon. The record is from RefSeq and is a predicted model, not a curated record. The coding region runs from base 1 to 915 and encodes 304 amino acids.
AUGACGAAUGACGCCAAUCAUCUAGAGUCCAAUUGUGUAGAGGAGCAGGUGCAACAGAGCCUCCGGGAACCAUGGUGGUGGUUGCGCUGGCGCGACACACCACGCCAGCAGCUGCGCGGUACGCUGUUCGUGUACACCGCAACUUGUCCCGACGAGAAGAUACAACGAGAACGAGGUUUUGCUGCUGAUCACGAACAAGUAUAUGCUUUUGUUUCUUUCGGUCCUGAGGUAGAGACUGAUCCUCGAGAACACGUCGUCGAGAUCGUGAAGGCUUUGACUUCGAUGCGGAGUUUUGUGGAGACGCUCGAGCGCACUCUGUUCGAAGACGAAGAUUCUGAGCCUGCAGCUCGUACCUACACACACGAUGAACCUUGCAGUGUAGCGCAUCAUAGUGCGGACGCGGAUCAGCAGUUUCUCGUGGAAACUGUCCGGCACGAUAGGAUAGCUGCCGCAUAUUCAUCGAUGUCCCAGGAAAUGCACACGGCUCCUGAAGGGGCUCGCCCCGAUUGCUUCUCCAAGGGAACCAGUCAAGAUCAUGAGACUGACACCUCGCAGCCGAUACUGCGGAAAAAGGAUGAAACGGACACCUGGGUAGUUGCCUUGGGGCCUGACCACUUGGUUGCUUCGCAUACGCUUGCGGCCUGCGGCUGUGCACUCUUCCUUGGUCUCGAGUGGGACUUUCGAGCAUGUCGCAGUCGUUCAGAUGAUGAUUUUCGAAUCAUGGAGCUCUUUCAGGAGGAUCUGAAAUCUCGAGUUACCUGGCUUGCGCCUCGCCUGGGCCUGCAGCACAAGCACGCGUGCUCUGCCCAGUGUAAGGAUCAGGCGAGGAACAGGGACUCGUCUUGGGAUGUGUUGCUGCGAGAGUGGUUGCCACAAGCGAUACCUGGCGGGCCACGGCAUCCACAAGCAAUGUAG